AUGGCGGCUACAGGAUGUCUGGUUGGUCGUCUGGCAUUAGUUACAGGUAAACCUUUGUUUUGUGAUUUACAUCUAAAACUUUAAUCUGUAACGGUUUCCCAUUACAUAGAUGCCAAUAAGCUAUCCCUAAGGAAUUUUUAAAGGGGAAAAAGAUAUUUUAUACUAGAAGUACGUGAAUCGCAGGACCUCUAGAAAGACUUCGGGGGAACGGCAAGAAGUUGAAAGGGAAAUGAGGCAAUCGGGAAGAAAAUUUAUAAAUUAAAAAAAAACUUAAGCUAUUUAAAGAAACAAAACAAAACUACAGUAUGUUGCCCAGUAUCCGGACGGUACCAGUAUCCGGACACUUGAAACAUAAACUCAAUUUUUGAGGCAACCUUUUCAGUUCUCGGUAAACGAAGUAUUUCGAAUGAAAGCUGAACAUUUCAGCUUUAAGAUGCAAGUUUUGGCGAUUUGAAAGCUUGCGAAACAGUCGUAGAAGACGCCGUUCUGUUCAGGUGAAUAAACUUUUCAUGGCUAAUAUUUACGCUGUUUACUGCGCAGUAAAGUUAGUGCUGCUCAGAAAAGGGAGGGUAGUGUGUGAUAUUUUCAAAGAAACUGUUUUAUUUUUAAAGUGAAGAUACUUAAGGAAGUCAGGUUUUCAGAAAGUUUAUUAAUUCUUCUUGAAAUUCGAUUUGUUUGGAAUAACGGAAGCCAGAAACAUUCACUAAGUUUUGAUGUCAUGUGCCCAGUAUCCGGACAGUUUUUUCUUUGCUGUACAGAAUCGAUGAAUUAGCUGUGUACAUUCUCCGGAUAAGAUUUAUUUCAUAUCAGUGACUAUAAUUAAAGCUUAGGAUAUAUGAUAUAGUCGUAAAAUGUAACUCUACUCAACUCCGUAUGGGAAUUUUCUUCACUCAUUCAGAGGCGACUUGAUUUCGUGUGCACCGCUUGUUUCGCGUGACUGCAUUUUCUAUAUGUAACUGAAAGCGUCCGAGUUUAACCUGGAAUUCUCAUACUUUCCCCAGUUGGGACUGCUAGAAUGGGGUUGCAAUGGGCUAAAAAAUGUCACAAAGGGAUUGAGAGAUGUGAAAGAUGGAGGAAUUAGUGCUAGAAAAGCAGGCUUAUUGUGGGGACUGAGCAUGAAGAAAUCAACACUGCAGGUCAGACUAAAUAGGAGAGUGACCUUUGACCGUCGGGUUGAGGUCCCUUCCCCAAGCUUUUCUUUAAAUAAAAAAUGAAGAAAGAAAGUCGUUUGCAGAUUGGCUAAUUUAGCUUGCAAACUGCGGCUUCGGCAUGUCCACGGAUGCCUUCCUUAAAUCAGUGAAAAAGUUCCUAGACAAAGAAGUGAGAAAUUAUACCAUUUUUAAAACAGCCGCUCGCGUUCCCCACCAUACCCCAGUCAUUUGUUAUGUUUUAUUUCACGAUGCUAGGUUAUAUUUUCGGAAUCGAUUGUCAGACUACUUUGCAAGUGCAAGAGAAGCGUAUAAGUCGCUUGCCUGUCGAAAUUUAUGUACAAUUACGUUGUUAUUGUUGUGUCCGGAUACUGGGCCAGCUGUCCGGAUACUGGGCAACAUAGGGGCUCUGCAAAAAUAUUAAUUUCGCGAUGGAAACAAAGCCAAAAAAGUUAAACUGUCUUUCGUCAUAUUAAGGACUAGAUAGAUUUUCUCUGGGCCAAAUUUCAGAGCUCUUGUGAUUAACAAAGGAAAGUUAUUGCAAUUUUAAACUGAAGUGUCUGGAUACUGGGCAACAUACUGUACAAUAACUAAGAAGAAAACUGAACGAAAAUGAAAAGAGAAAAAAAAAAGAAGACAAGACAAGAGAAGAGAAAAGAAAAACAGGUGCUACCCGUAAUCGAAUUUCAGGACCUUCAGCGCCGGGCCGUAUCGUUACCACUCUGCCACGUGGAACACAUUGUGAAGGUAUCGAAAAUUUUUACUAAAACCCUUUUGCCUAGAACUUCCACCAGCGCGCCCUGUAUAAUGUUGAUUGAGCCCUAUUAAACACAAAUUCGAAGAAGAAGAAUGACUGCUGUUUUGACAGUGAAAACUCAAUGUAAACCAUUUCGUAAACGUAAACCAUUUUAAAGGGGAAAAAGAUAUUUUAUACUAGAAGUACGCGAAUCGCAGGAGCUCUAGAAAGACUUCGGGGGAACGGCAAGAAGUUGAAAGGGAAAUGAGGCAAUCGGGAAGAAAAUUUAUAAAUUAAAAAAAAACUUAAGCUAUUUAAAGAAACAAAACAAAACUACAAUAACUAAGAAGAAAACUGAACGAAAAUGAAAAGAGAAAAAAAAAAGAAGACAAGACAAGAGAAGAGAAAAAGAAAAACAGGUGCUACCCGUAAUCGAAUUUCAGGACCUUCAGCGCCGGGCCGUAUCGUUACCACUCUGCCACGUGGAACACAUUGUGAAGGUAUCGAAAAUUUUUACUAAAACCCUUUUGCCUAGAACUUCCACCAGCGCGCCCUGUAUAAUGUUGAUUGAGCCCUAUUAAACACAAAUUCGAAGAAGAAGAAUGACUGCUGUUUUGACAGUGAAAACUCAACGUAAACCAUUUCGUGGCAUUUAAAGAUAUAUGAUCGAUUGGGCGGCCGACUUUGCAGGUCACUAACACCACGUGCAGUACAUGCACUUCACGCGUAAUGAGAUUAUAAACCUUGUGAGACAAGACACCUUCGGCACCUUGCUUUGCAUGCCCUCGUGAAACUGAGUGCUUUGCGAUGGUAACUGGUCAUUUCACCCCCAAGUCAUUUCACCCUGGUUACUUCACCCCCUAUUGUCGAGUCAUUUAGCAUGCUUCAAAUAUAACAUUCCUCGUUUUAUAAGCCAUAAACCAAAACAAGCUUGCUUCAAAUGUAAUAUUUUUCAUUCUAUAAGCCAGAAACCAUAACAAGCAUGCUUCAUAUAUAAUAUCCCUCAUUCUUAAGUAGGGGCUAAUUACCUGGGGCGAAAUGACUGUAAAGCUUUGUGAUCGAACACAAAAACCCGCAGUACUCUUUAAGCUUAUUGAUCUGCUUAUACAGAAAACAGCAACAGAUGGACACAAAAGUGGAGAUGUUUUGCUGUUUUUGGUUUUGUUUGCAUUUUUAUACUCAGUCUGCACUCUGCAAUCGAGUCUGCUUGGAUUUUAGAAUUACCACACUGAGACAAGUUGAGUCAAGCCAUGAUUGGCCUGUUUAAAAUGCCACUGUCGAUUUGCCAAUCAGGCUGAAGAGUAAUUUGCAAUGUAUUUCCAAUUAUUUGUUCAGUUCGUUGGGUGCCCAGAUAAAGAAUAUAGGCCCAGCACAGGUAACUCAGGCUCACUAUUUGUGUCACGUAUGGGUGAAACUUCAUGUGCAUAUUAAGGACAACAACAACUCGCCACAUGGUAAGUUUCAUCGAUUUUAUUUCCAUUCACCAGCAAAUUUCCAGACCUAAACUUCACCCCAUAUGUUCUUUAUAUUUACUCAUGUUAUAUGAAACCCAUAUGUGACAUAAAUGGUGAGCCUGGGUUACCUGUGGGCCCAGCAGAUACUGUGAUGCAGGCUACCUUUCUUCUGAAUCAGUGUUCUCCCUAGGCUAGGCAGAGCAACAGGUAUUUCAAAGACAGAAACAUUGUCUGGUGCAUUUAUUUGUGUGUUUUCUCACAAGUUAUUGCUAAAGGUGAUUUACCAUUGAAUUAAUAUGUUCAAACCUGUGAUGCAUUAGUUUUGUUGAUCGGCAGCUAUCUUUAAAUUGUUUCAGAAACACAAGGGCCCUUUAAGGAGCCUAUAUUGAGUACUAAAGGAAAUUCCUGCUAUCGCAGUCAACCCAAGAUGCAAGGAACUAAAACAGUGUUAUUGAUAAUAAAAGUGACUAAAAAUUCCUAUGUAAUUCGUGCUUUAAGUAUUUUUCUUGCUAGAACACUGCUGAUUGGUUUGAUUACAAAAAAAUAUGUUUGAUAUUUAAGGUUCUGCUAGUGGAAUUGGGCAAGCUAUCUGUCAGGCUUUAGCCUCGGAGGGUGCUGGUGUUAUUGUAACAGAUCAAAACAGUCAAGGGACACAGGAAACAUUAGACAGCUUACCAAAACAUGCCAGUUUGGAACACAAAAACUAUUCCUUAGAUGUGUCAAGUGAGGAGGAAAUCUCUAAGGUGUUAGAGAACAUCAUAAGUGUGUACGAGAAACCACCCUGUAUUUUGGUCAACUGUGCUGGCAUCAUCAGUGAUAAUGUCUUGCUAGACAUGGAUGAAGAGAAGUCUGGUAACAUUUUACUCAAUCUCAAGGUACUAUGCUCUUAGGACUUAUUAAAUGAGUAGGAGGGUCAGAGGGGAAAAUGCUUGGCUCGAGGUCAGGACGUACACUACAGAUCAAGGAGACCCAAAUAUUAAUCCCAUCUGGCCCAACCUAACUCAGUCAAUAAGUAUUUCAUCAUAUGACCAACUGUUGUGUUUUUUUCGAACUGACUUCCUGAUAUAUUUACUAGAUGUGACUGUGUAAUCAGAUAUCCUCUGGAUAAAUUAUUUUUAAAAUUAAUAAUCAAUGUUGUUUAUAUUCCUGUGGCAUAUUAUUUUUCCAGGGGACCACUACAAUAACUGAAGCAGUUGUAAAAGUCAUGGUUGAUCAUGGUGUUAAAAAUGGUUCUGUUGUGAAUUUACAUGCUAAUUUUUUGGGAAAGGUGAGAGAAAUUUACAUGAUGUAA
Molecule: messenger RNA, 4629 nt
Organism: Porites lobata
Lineage: Eukaryota; Metazoa; Cnidaria; Anthozoa; Scleractinia; Poritidae
Source: the annotation of a GenBank genome assembly